ACAUCAAUACUGAACAACGCAAACGAAUCAUGUGUGUAAUUGUUAUUAUAAUAUUCUCCUGCGACCGGUAUCUGCUGAUAAACUGUUGUCCGUAUAGUAUGCUACAGAUGAGUUACAAGGAUGGUGGGGCACAGUACAUCUGGGACGAUCGACGAUUACACUUGACACAGGACUACCCAGCCACAGGACUAUAAAAAUUUGACCCUGCCAGCGAUUAAAUGUUGUCCAUAGACAAAAAAAUAUAAACCUAACCUAUGUUGUUGUCGGGGUGCUUGCAUGCCGCUGUUCACCGAAACAGUCGUCUUUUCGGAACCGUACAAGUCACAGUCGUUGUGUAUUUAUACGAUGUCGGAAGAAAUAAACAUUGAUGUUGCGAAGGGAAUAUCUUUACCGGAUAUAAAAUGCCGCACAAACGGAUUUAGAUUAGGGUUGGAACCAGAAAUGAUUAUGCACUCGAAACUGGUAGAUGGUAAAAAUUACCUUUUAAUGAAGUGGAAGGACGUUGAAGAGCCAUCUUAUGUCAAGGCUUCUGUUGCAAAUAAAAAAUGCCCAAGUCUUGUUAUUGAUUUUUACCAAAAACACCUUACAUGGUCCAAUCUUUAAUAGGUAAGUACUAAAUCAAUUCAACUUGGUAACCGUAGGUUACAUUAGUUUGUUUUGUCUAUUUUUUUUCUAGUAGUUAGUACUGUUGUACUCCUGUUAUAAUUUAAAAUUCUAAUUUGAAUUUUGUAAUCCUUUAUUCGUGAUAUUUGUGUAUAAAUGUUUUAUUAUACAUAUUUUAAUUACUAUUUCACUAUCCUAACUGAAUAUAUGGUAUUAACCGAAUACCGGAGAGUCAAUAUUAUUCAUACCUCUCCGCCAUAAAACUUUUUUUUUAUUAAUUUAUUUUCUUAUUUAUGUGGACUGCAAAUUGUAAAAAUACUAAAUAUUAUGUAAAACAUUGUUAAUUGUAUUUUUUUUUUUUUAAUAAUUAUAACAAAUAAUAAAAGUGAUAAGUUAUUUUUGAUGUAUUAAACAAACGGCAGUUCAAUUUUUUGGGAAAGCUAAUAUUGGGCGUCGAAGCUCAUUAAAAAUUACUGCAAGACCAGAAGCCCAAUUAUGAGCCAGCCCGACACUGCAGGGUGAGCAAGGUUACCGUCGGCGUAUACGGGAUACCUAGCUAAAACAACAAUUUUUUGGAAGGAAUAAAAUUGUAAAUUUGUACCUAUUAUGUAUAAAAAAUAAAAAUGUUAUUAUAUAGAUUUUGUAAAAUGUUUAAAUAUACAAGUUUGAUUAUAUCAUUA
Messenger RNA from Acyrthosiphon pisum (pea aphid), 1283 nucleotides. RefSeq names its product chromobox protein homolog 3. Lineage: Eukaryota; Metazoa; Arthropoda; Insecta; Hemiptera; Aphididae. Gene Ontology annotation, cellular component: nucleus. The record is from RefSeq and is a predicted model, not a curated record. The coding region runs from base 277 to 603 and encodes 108 amino acids. The transcript has 3 exons.